AGGAAAUGGUGACCCAGGUGGAAACUGACGCAAGCGUUUGUGAGUGAAUAGACGGCUUUACCAUGACUUUGAAUAAGAUCCAGGUGAUCAAAGGUCUUGAAGAUGUGACGCUGUGUGAAAAGGAAGCCUGGACGUUCGAGGUGAUUUUGAGUCACGCUUAUGUCCGAAGCGUGUGGACGAGGAACGGGCUGCCGUUCAAAUCGAAGCCCACAUGUCGUAUCGCAACGCAGGGGAAGAGACACACUCUCACGCUGACACGUGUCUCGCUGUUAGACAUGGGCCUGAUCGGCUUUCGGGCAGAAGGAGCGGAGACCUUCGCUAAUCUCACGGUAACAGCCAGAGACAUACAGAUCCUAAAACAUCUUCAGGAUGUCUGCGUGACGGAAAGGGAGAGCGUGACGUUCGUGUGUGAAGUGAACCUGGAGGACGUGGAUGGAAAAUGGUUCAAGAACAGCAGCAGGAUUAAAGCUAGGGACGACGUUAGAAUUAGACAAGAAGGUAAAACUCACUCACUGAUCUUCAAAGCCAUCAAGCCAGAAGAUGCUGGUGAAAUCACCUUCGUGGCAGAGAGAGUGUCAUCGACAGCAAUGCUAAGAGUGAAAGAGCUUCCGGUUCAGAUUGUGAAACCGCUGCGGGUGAAGAUUGCCUUGUACAGACACCGCGCCCUGCUGGAGUGCCAGGUCUCCCGCGCGAACGCUGAGGUUACAUGGUACAAACGGGACAGAGAAAUCGCACCUGAUGAGAAGUACCAGGUUAUUAGUGAAGGUCUUUACAGGCAGCUGACCAUUGAAGAAGUGGGCUCGUCAGACGAGGACACCUUCGUCUGUGAUGCCGGUGAUGAUAAGACUUCUUGCCGACUGUUUGUAGAGGAGCAGGCUAUCAGCAUUGUCCGUGGACUGAGCUCAGUCGAAGUAAUGGAGCCUAAGGAGGCGUGUUUCAGAGUGGAGACAAGCAUUGAUGCAGAACGAGCCCCUAAGUGGACUUUGAAUGGGGAGCUGCUAAGUUCCGGCCCCGAGGUGAGGAUCGAGAGGAAAGGAACAUCACACCGACUCACUUUCACCAACACCAACAGCAGCAUGUGUGGCAUCGUCCAGUUCAGCUCAGGGAAGAGCAGGUCGACCGCCCAGCUUACUGUUACAGAGCGCCCCUUGGUGGUCACCCAGCCCAUUUCAGAUGUGGAGGUUAAAGAGAACUGCUUGGUGACUCUCAGGUGUGAGUUUUGUCCUUCACCAAGAGUGGUGCGCUGGUUCAAGGGUAGAGCUCCUUUACUGCCCUCAAGCAAGUACAACAUGAGGCAGGAGAAGAACCACAUUGAGAUGACCAUCAGGAAUGUGAAGGCUGCAGAUGCAGGGGAAUAUCGGUGCCUGGCUGGUGGAGCUGAGAGCAAGGGUCGAGUCAAUGUAGAAGUGAAACAGCUGAAGAUCACACGGCAUCUGGAACACGUAGAGGUCGAAGAAGAAGGAACAGCUGUGUUUUCCUGCGAGCUAAACCAUGAAGCACCAAGUGUCCAGUGGCUUCUCAAUGACAGGGCAAUUCAUGCCAGUCACACAAACAAGAUCCAAAAUUCAGGCAAAGUGUACACUUUGGUCCUGAAAAGGCUUACCCAGCAGGAGAGCAGGGUGACCUUCAAGACUGUCGGCAUCAGUGAGUCCACCAUACUUAGGGUCAAAGAAAGGCCAGCAGUGUUUCUUAGAUCUUUGGAAGAUGUUGUGGCUGAGGAACGUGACAAAGCUUGCUUACACUGUGAGGUCUCCAAGCGAGAAGUAACCCCUGUUUGGAGGAAAGACGGUACGGUCCUAAAUGGCAGUGAGAAACAUGAAAUUCUUCAAUUGGGAAAGUUGUUAUCUCUGAUCAUUCACAAGCUCAGAAAAGACGAUGCUGGGGAAUAUUCUUGUGAUGUAGGGACUAGCCAAACAAAAGCCAAGGUUGUCGUUCGUGACCUGUACAUCACCAUUGUCAAGCGCUUACGGACAAUUUCGGUUCUUGAGGGGGAAUAUUGCAGUUUCGAAUGUACUCUGUCACAUGACAUCAUUGAUGAACCCUCAUGGACACUGAAUGGCCAGCCGAUCGUCAGCAACGGUCGAAUCCAAGUUGCUAACCAGGGGCGCAAGUACACCAUGAACAUCCAAGAGGUUAUGAUUACUGAUGCUGGAGAUGUGGUCUUCACAAUCAAGGAUCUCAGUUGCAGGACCAUGCUGUUUGUCAAAGAGAAGCCUGUACGGGUAUUUAAGGACACGCUAAACAUUAAGGCAGUACCUGGAGAAGAUCCAGAGCUUAGCUGUGAGAUUACCAAACCUGAAGCGACCAUCAAGUGGUUGAAAAAUGGCCGGUUGAUCAAGUCUAGUUCUAAGUAUAAAAUGGUCCAAAAAGGCUAUGUGGUUAUACUAGUAGUCCAAAAUGCGACUGUAAAGGACUCCGGAGAGUACUGCUGCGAGGCUGACGGAAUCGCCACUAGGACAAGGUUAGAGGUCAGAGACUUACAGCACACAUUUGCUAAGGAGCUAAGAGAUGUAACUGCAGAGGAAAAGAAUAUGGUAGUCCUGGAGUGUGAGACCAAACGACCUGCCGCCAAGGUGACCUGGUUAAAAGGCAUGGUGGUGCUAAAGUCAGGUCAGAAGUACCUGAUGGUGAAGAAAGGUGUUGUCCUCUCACUCACCAUAUUCAGCCUUGAGAAGGGUGACAGCGAUUUGUACACAUGUGAUGUUGGGUCGAUGCAGAGCAGGGCGUUACUCACGGUACAAGGUCAGAAAGUGCUUAUUUUGGAUGAACUGGAGGAUGUUAAAUGUCUGGAAGGGGACACUGCCGUAUUCAAGUGUCGUAUCUGUCCAAGUGUCUUCACCGAGGUUAAAUGGUAUCUUGACGAGACUCUGCUGUAUACUAAUGAUUUAAACGAGAUCCAAAUGACCAGUGGUGGCUACCACACGCUUACCAUCAAACAGCUUGCACGCAAAGACACAGGAACAAUAUCUUUCGAAGCUGGGGACAAGAGAUCUUACGCUUCGCUGCUAGUAAGAGAAAGACGUCCAACAAUUAUCAAACCGUUAGAGGACGCUGAAGCUAUAGAGGGAGGAAGUUUAAAUCUGUUAUGCAAGACCUCAAAACCAUGCCAUAUCCUGUGGUAUAAGGAUGGCUGCUUAAUGUGGAAUUCCUCCAGCUAUUUCAUGACUCGCAAUGGAAAUGAGGCCAGGUUGACCAUCCGCGAGGUCAAGGACACUGAUGCAGGAGUGUAUGAGUGUAACGCGGGAUCCGUCAGCACCAAGGCGACAGUGACUGUUAAAGCUGUGCCUGCUGAGUUUACAAGGCAGCUGUAUAGUCAAGAAGCUGACGAGGGAAGUAGUGUGACGCUGUUCUGCGAAUUCUCCGUACCUGGCGUUCAGUACUUGUGGCGUAAAGGAGCCGAGACGCUCAGGUCAGGACAGAAAUACCUAAUGAAGCAAAGGCAAAACUAUCUUUCUCUUACAAUCCACAACGUGAAACUUGAGGACUCAGGGACUUACACCUGCAUUUGCAGAAACCAGCGGACCAUGGCCACUGUUACAGUCCGUGAUAUUCCCAUCACAUUCAUCAAAGAACUUAAAAAUCAAGAAGCAGAGGAGGGCAUGGCCGUGACAUUACGCUGUGAGCUCUCCAAAGCCGGAGUACCAGUGGAGUGGAUGAGGAACGAGGAAGUGCUCAGCCCUGGGAUGAAGUAUCAGAUACGACAAAUAGUAUCCAUACAUGAGCUGGUCAUUAGGAAUCCAGUGCCAGAGGACAGCGGAACCUACAGCUGUGUGUGUACUGACCAACGGACCAACGCCACGAUUAAGAUAAAAGCCCAACCCAUUUCCUUCAAACAGAAGCUUAAAUCUCAAGUUGUUGAAGAAGGAAACAGUGUCACCUUGCACUGUGAGGUAUCAAAUGAUGGACUUCCUGUAGAAUGGAGAAAGGGCCAAGAGUUGCUCAAGUCUGGAGAAAAGUACCGGAUGCGACAACGCAGUUGUGCGUUAGAGCUAACGAUUUUCAGUUUGAUAUGCGAGGACAGUGACGUAUACAGCUGCUCAUGUGGCGAUGUCCAGACAUCAGCUAGGGUUACUGUUAGCAUGCAACCGAUCCGUUUCACAGAGAAGCUAACAAACGUGGUCGCUGAGGAGGGCAAGACAGUGACCUUGCGCUGUGAACUGUCGAAAGCUGGUGUUCCAGUGGAAUGGUGGAAAGGAGAAGAGCUUCUCCGACCUGGACAAAAGUAUCAGAUGAGAGAAAGAGAUGCGACACAUGAGCUUAUUAUCUGCGACACUGUGCCUGAAGACAGUGGAGUCUACAGAUGCGUAUGUGGAACCCAGAAGACCAAAGCCAUGAUAAAGAUUGUUGGUGUGGCUGCUACUUUCAAGCAAAACCUGAAGAACCAGGAAGCUUUAGAAGGAGGCAAUGUUGUACUAAGAUGUGAGCUCUCUAAAGCAGGAGCACCUGUGCAAUGGUGGAAAGGUGAAGAGCGUUUGAUGCCAGGUGGGAGGUACCGGAUGACACAAGACGGCAAGAUUGCUGAGAUGGCGAUCACAAAUGUUCUUCCUAGCGAUGCUGGAAUGUACAGUUGUGAUACAGGAAAGCACAAAAGCUCUGCAGAGGUUAAAAUCACAGCUCUUCCGAUUACUUUCAAACGGGAGCUCCAGGAUCAGGUUUGUAAAGAAGGGGACAUGGCUGUGUUCAUCUGUGAACUGUCCAAACCUGGGGCUCCAGUAGAGUGGAGAAAAGGAAGGGUUAUUUUGAAACCAGGAGAGAAGUACAAGAUGAGGCUGGAGGGAAGGUUAACCAAAUUGGAAAUAAACAACCUGGAAGCGCGUGAUUCUGGAAACUAUAACUGUAAAACCAAAGACGCACAAUCGACUGCUGAACUUACUGUGCAAGGUAAGACGUAUAAGGCACAAAACAGAUCACUUCCUGCAACCUUCAAAAACGUUCUGAAGAACCAGGAAGUUCAAGAGGGAAACAGCGUCAGUUUGCAGUGUGAACUUUCCAAAGCUGGAGUACAUGUGGAGUGGUGGAAGGGAGAUGAAAUGCUAAGCACUGGGGAGAGGUAUCAGUUGAGAAAAAAAGAUGCAACAGCAGAACUUUUAAUAAGAAGAACACAGCCAGAAGAUAGUGGAGUGUAUCGCUGUGUUUGUGGAGAGCAGAGUGCCGAGGCACACAUCAAAGUCAAUGCUCUACCAAUCACCUUCAAGCAAGAACUGAAGAACCAAGAAGCUGAAGAAGGGAACAAUGUCACAUUGCGUUGCGAACUCUCAAAGUCCGGAGCUCAGGUAGAGUGGUGGAGAGGAGAAGAACUGCUCAAGCCUGGGGAGAAAUACCAGAUGAGACAAAUGGCCACAAAAAUGGAGCUUGUCAUCAGAAAAGUAGUACCUCAAGAUAGUGGUGUCUACACUUGUGUAGGACCGGAUCAGAAAUCCAAUGCUAUAGUUACAAUAAAAGCUUUACCAGUGGUCUUCAAACAAAACCUGAGAAACCAAGAAACAGCGGAAGGCCAGAGCAUCACUUUACGUUGUGAACUUUCUAAACCGGGAGCAUUGGUGAAAUGGUGGAAGGGUCAGGAGGAGCUGACCUGCAGUGAAAAAUACCACAUGAAGACUGAGGGAAAGAGUGUUGAGAUGGUUAUUAGGAACGUUUUAUGUGAGGACGCUGGUGUAUACAUCUGCACAAUAGGAGACCAAAAGACUAGCUCAGAAAUCAAAGUUCGGGCUCUACCAGUCACAUUCAAACGAGAGCUCCAAAACGGAGUUGCCAAAGAAGGGGGAACUGCCGUGUUCAGUUGUGAGCUCUCAAAACCUGGCGCACCGGUGGACUGGAGGAAAGGAAGAGUUAUUCUGAAAGCAGGAGAUAAAUAUGAGAUUAAGCAAGAUGGAAAAAUCACCACGCUUAUCAUACACAACAUUGAGGAAAGUGAUGCUGGGUACUAUUCAUGCAAAACCAAGGAUUCUGAGUCGACCGCUGAGCUUACGGUUCAGGUUCCACCCAUUAUCUUUAAAGUGAAGUUAAAAAACCAAGACGUCGAAGAGGAGAGCAAUGUACGCCUGCACUGUGAACUCUCCAAAGCUGGUGUUCCUGUUCAGUGGAAAAAAGGGGAGGAACUGCUCAAGUCUGGACUGAAAUACCAAAUUACACACCAAGAUACUACAGUGGCUCUAAUGAUCAAGAAAGCGAUGCCUGAAGACAGUGGAGUGUAUAGCUGCACAUGUGGGGAUCAGAUUACUAAAGCCAGCAUCAAAGUGUCUGCCACUCCGGUCACAUUCAGACAACAUCUAAUGAGCCAGGAGGCUCCAGAAGGAGGGAUCAUAGUCCUGCACUGUGAGCUUUCUAAACCUGGGGUACCUGUGCAGUGGUGGAAAGAUGAAGAGGAACUUAGUAACGGAUCUAAGUACAAGAUGAAGCAGGAUGGGUUAGUUGCUGAGUUACACAUCCGGAACGUGCUUCCUAUGGACGUCGGGGAGUAUAGCUGUGUUAUCGGAGACCAAAAGACAACGGCUGAAGUUAACGUCAGGGCUGCAGCCUCUGUGUUCUUUGAGAAAGAACUACAGGACCAGGAGGCGAAGGAGGGGAACUCUGUGGUGUUCAGUUGUUUGCUGUCAAGUCCUAAUGCACCAGUGGCUUGGAAAAAAGACUCACAGCAGAUCACACAAGGUGGCCGAUUUACUCUACACCAAAAGGGCUCAACACAGGAGCUUGAGAUCAGGAAAGUAAGGUCUGAGGAUGCUGGUGUGUACACAUGUAGCACAAGGGGCAAGACGACAUCAGCACACCUUAGAGUGAUCGAGCGUGUGAGAAUUGUGAGAGAGCUACGAGACCUGACUGUAACUGCAGGAGAAAAUGCUCAUUUUGUGUGCGAGCUUUCACAUAGCGAUGUCACAGAUGGAGUGUGGUGGCUUGACUCCACUGUUCUGCAGGAAAAUGAAAUGAAUCAGAUGAGGUGUUGCGGUCGUGAGCAUCACCUGACACUUACCAUGACAACACCCGAGGAGUCGGGUAUCGUGGCGUUUGUGGUAGGAGAAGAGUGGACUUCAGCUCGUCUACAAGUAAAUAGUAAACCCAAAGUCUUGAUAGAAGAGCAAUUGAAAGACAUGGUCGUCUUUGAGGGCGAUACUGCCACAUUAUCCUGUGUUACCUCGGACGACUGCACACCCGUCACAUGGAAACGAAACAGCGUCACCCUUCUGGCAGGGGAAAAGUAUGAACCUCGUAAAGAAGGGAAGCGCAACCUACUUUUAAUACAUAGAGUGGAGAAAGAGGAUACUGGGGCUUAUAUGUGUGACACAGGAGACAUGCAAAGUAUGGCUGCUCUCACCAUCAGAGAACAUCCACUUUCCUUUCGUGAGGAACUUCAAAAUCAACAGGUAGAAGAGGGUGAAACUGCGUUCCUGCGUUGUGAGCUCUCUAAACCUGGAGUUUUAGUGCAAUGGAAGAAGGGAGGUGUUCUGCUUAGACCAGGAAACAAGUAUAAAAUGAAGCAGGACGGUCGUGAAGUACAACUUCAAAUCGACGACCUGGAAGUUCAGGAUAGCGGCAUCUACAGGUGCUGUGUGGAUAGCAUUGAGACGAAGGCUAGUCUCAGUGUUAAAGAACAACCUCUGUUCUUUCGUGAGGAACUCCAAAGUAUGGAAGCCGAAGAGGGUGAAACCUCUUUCCUGUGCUGUGAGCUCUCUAAGCCUGGAGUUCCAGUGCAGUGGAAGAAGGGAACCGUGCUGCUGAGACCUGGAAUCAAAUAUGAGAUGAAGCAGAAUGGUUGUGAAUUAGAGCUCCAGAUAAAUGACUUGAAAUGUGAGGACAGUGGAGUCUACAGGUGUUGUAUUGGUAGCCUAGAGACAACGGCUAAUAUCCUAGUAAAAGAACAACCACUCUUCUUCUCUGAGGAGCUACAAAGUCAGCAGUUAGAGGAGGGUGAAACCGCCUUCUUGUGCUGUGAGCUUUCUAAACCUGGGGUUUCGGUGCAGUGGAAGAAAGGAGGAGUGCUGCUUAGACCAGGAGACAAGUAUGAAUUAAAGCAGGAUGGUUGCAAACUGCAGCUUAAGAUCCAUGACGUGAAGGGUCUGGACAGUGGAAAUUACAAAUGCUGUGCUGGUGGCUUGGUUACUAGAGCGUCUGUUAUGGUAAAAGAACAACCCCUGUUUUUCCAUGCGGAACUUCAAAAUCUGGAAGCAGUAGAGGGUGAGACCGCUUCCCUUUGCUGUAAAGUCUCUAAACCUGGAGUUCCAGUGCAGUGGAAAAAAGGAGCAGUAGUGCUGAAGCCUGGAACUAAGUAUGAAAUGAAACAGAAUGAUUGCGAAUUUCAGCUUAAAAUCCAUGACUUAACAAAUCACGACAGUGGUACCUACAAAUGCUGUACAGGUGGCAUUGUGACUACAGCAUCCCUUGAUGUGAAAGAACAGCCACCAUUCUUUCUUGAGGAACUCAAAAGUAUGCAAGCAGUGGAAGGAGAGACUGCCUCGCUGUUCUGUGAGCUCUCUAAACCUGGAGUUCCAGUGCUGUGGAAGAAAGGUACAACCCGUCUGAGGCCUGGGGGUAAAUAUGAGAUAAGGCAAAAUGGCUGUAAAGUACAGCUUAAAAUACAUAACUUAACACAUCAAGACAGUGGUUCCUACAAGUGCUGUGCUGGUAGCUUUGAAUCCGUGGCAUCCCUCGAAGUGAAAGAAGUACCAGUAUUCUUUCAUGAGGCACUCCAAAAUAUGGAGUUGGAGGAGGGUGGAAUUGCUUUGCUAACCUGCGAGACCUCUAAACCUGGGGUUGCAGUGCAGUGGAAGAAGGGAUCAGUCCUGCUUAGACCAGGAGAUAAGUAUAAAAUGAAGGAGAAUGGAUGUGAGCUACAACUUCAAAUUCGUCAUCUAACAUGUGAGGACAGUGGCACUUAUAGUUGUCAUGCUGAUACCAUAGCGACCACAGCGAUCAUUCUUGUCAAAGAACAACCUUUGUACUUCUACAAGGAGCUCAAAAAUCAAGAAGCAGAGGAAGGUGAAACCAGCUUGUUGUGUUGUGAGCUCUCGAAACCUGGGGUUUCCGUGCAGUGGGAAAAGGAAACAAUAGUUCUGAAGCCUGGAGAGAAGUAUGAAAUGAAGCAGGAUGGAUGCGAACUGCAGCUUAAGAUUCGUGAUCUAAAAAGUUCUGACAGUGGCUCUUACAAAUGUUAUGCUGGUAGUGUGGUCACUGCAGCAUCUAUUGUAGUGAAAGAAAAGCCUUUGUUCUUCUGUAAGGAGCUUCAAAAUCUGGAGGUAGAAGAGGGUACAAUUGCCUUGCUGUGCUGUGAGAUCUCGAAACCUGGAGUUGCAGUGCAGUGGAAGAAAGGAGCUCUUCUUCUGAAACCUGGAGAAAAGUAUGAGAUGAAGCAGGAUGGAUGUGAACUGCAGCUUAUGAUCCAGGAUCUGAGAAGUUCUGAUAGUGGCUCCUACAAAUGCUGUGUUGGUACCCUCGUCACGACAUCAUCCAUUGUAGUGAAGGAAAAACCUUUGUUCUUCUGUAAGGAGCUACAAAAUCUGGAGGUAGAAGAGGGUACAACUGCCUUGCUGAGUUGUGAGACAUCAAAACCUGGAGUUGCAGUGCAAUGGAAGAAAGGAGCUCUUCUUCUGAAACCUGGAGAGAAGUAUGAAAUGAGGCAGGGUGGACGUGAACUGCAACUUAAGAUCCAUGAUCUGAGGGGAUCUGACAGUGGCUCCUACAAAUGCUUCGCUGGUAGCCUGGUCAGUACUGCAUCCAUUGUAGUGAAAGAAAAACCUUUGUUCUUCUGCGAGGAGCUACAAAAUCUGGAGGUAGAAGAAGGUACAACCGCCUUGUUCUACUGUGAACUCUCUAAACCUGGAGUUGUAGUGCAAUGGAAGAAAGGAGCUCUUCUUCUGAAACCUGGAGAGAAGUAUGAAAUGAAGCAAGAUGGAUGUGAACUACAACUUAAGAUCCAUGAUCUGAGGAGUUCUGAUAGUGGCUCCUACAAAUGUUGUGCUGGUAUACACACCACGACAGCCUCAAUUCUUGUAAAGGAAAAACCCUUGUUCUUUUGCCAGGAGCUACAGAAUCUGGAGGUAGAAGAAGGUGAAUCUGCUGUGUUCUGCUGUGAGCUAUCUAAAACUGGAGUUGCUGUACAAUGGAAGAAAGGAGCUCUUCUUCUGAAACCUGGAGAAAAGUAUCAAAUGGAGCAAGAUGGAUGUGAACUGCAGCUUAAGAUCCAUGAUCUAAGAAGUUCUGAUAGUGGCUCCUACAAAUGCUGUGCUGGUAGUCUGGUCACCACAGCAUCUAUUGUAGUGAAAGAAAAACCUUUGUUCUUCUAUAAGGAGCUUCAAAAUCUGGAGGUAGAAGAGGGUACAAUUGCCUUGCUGUGCUGUGAGAUCUCCAAACCUGGAGUUGCAGUGCAGUGGAAGAAAGGAGCUCUUCUUCUGAAACCUGGAGAGAAGUAUGAGAUGAAGCAGGAUGGUUGUGAACUGCAGCUUAUGAUCCAGGAUCUGAGAAGUUCUGAUAGUGGCUCCUACAAAUGCUGUGCUGGUAGUCUGGUCACGACAUCAUCCAUUGUAGUGAAGGAAAAAUCUUUGUUCUUCUGUAAGGAGCUUCAAAAUCUGGAUGUGGAAGAGGGAAAUACUGCCUUGUUGUCCUGUGAGCUCUCAAAACAAGGAGUUGCCGUGCAGUGGAAGAAAGGAGCUGUUCUUCUGAAACCUGGAGAGAAGUAUGAAAUGAAGCAGGAUGGGUGUGAACUGCAGCUUAUGAUCCAUGAUCUGAGGAGUUCUGAUAGUGGCUCCUACAAAUGUUGUGCUGGCAGUCUCGUCACCACAGCAUCUAUUGUGGUGAAAGAAAAACCUUUGUUCUUCUGCAAGGAGCUUCAGAAUCUGGAUGUAGAAGAGGGUAAAACUGCCUUGCUCUGCUGUGAGCUCUCUAAACCUGGAAUUUUUGUGCAAUGGAACAAGGAAAAGAAGCUGCUUAGAACAGGAAGCAAGUAUGAGAUGAUGCAAGAUGGGUGUAAACAUCAACUUAAGAUCUAUGGCCUGAAGAAUCAAGACACUGGGUGCUACAGAUGUUGUGCUGGUAGUUUAGUGACCACAGCAUCCAUCACGGUUAAAGAACAUCCAUUAUUUUUCUCUAAGGAGCUUGAAAGUCAAGAGGUAGAGGAAGGCAAGACUGUGGUGCUGUGUUGUGAGCUCUCUAAACCUGGAUCUUCAGUGCAGUGGAAGAAGGACGCAGUUCUGCUGAUGCCUGGAAAUAAGUAUGAGAUGAAGCAAAAUGGCUGUGAACUACAGCUUACAAUUUAUGACUUCAACACUGAAGAUUGUGGUGUUUACAAGUGCUGUGCUAGCAAACUGGAGACAACGGCAACUGUUGGUGUAAAAGUGUUUCCAACCAAACCUAAGGAAGUCCCUCAGGUACCACCACGCUCAAAGGGAAAGAGAUCCCAGCAAGGUGGACAAGGCAAUGUCGUCAAAUCAAAAAUCUCACCUGUAAGCCAGCAGUCUGCUAAUACUAUACUAGAGCAAUGGGAGGAUGACCACUUGGAUCAUAGUCUAAAUAAGACAGAGGAGCAAGACUUUGAGAAGAAGACGUUAGUGAGGGAAACGUUGAAGGAAAAUGAAAUAUUCCCUUGGAAGGACGAGGUGGUGGUGGAUAUUAGGAAACCCACUCCUUCUCCUGACGAUCAUGGUACUGCUGAGCAGAGUAACAGAGCAGAGAGGAUAGCAGUUACGUCUACCACAGAUAUUCCUGCCAACCAAAAUCGAGACAAUAUAAAACAAGCACCAGAGUGCAUAGAUAGCACAGAGAAGAAAAUCGACAUUCAAGGCAAAAUUGUACCACUAGCACCACCUCACAACAAGGGAAUGUUCACCCAGCCACAGAUUGUUCUUCAAGUGCAAGACAGUGUUCUUGAGCCAAAGAAACAGGUUUUGGUCAUGGAGCCAUUUGAAGAAGCAACCUCCAUAGGUUCCUCAGAUACUGAGAGUCAGUUCCUGGAUUUCGGAGUUAAAAUGACCAAAGAGAAAUACACCACAAUGGAAGCAUUAGUAAAGCAAGAAGUAAAAGAAGAGAAACCAGGUGUCCAUAGUGAAAAACUUUUAGCACGUGAAAAGAUCCAAUCCUUAAGUGAAGCUGAGGAUCAUCUUGCAGAGAAAGUGUCAAGUCCACAUAUUACAGAUCAGGAAUACAAGAAGCAACAUCUUAGUGUAGGAACAACAACAGAACUUUCCAUUAAACAAGCCCUGCAACAGAAAGCAGAGUCAGUUGUGCAGAUGGGUUUUACAGACCAGACAAACAUGAAGCAAAUGGAAGAGGACCCAGAACCUUUAACAAUCCAAUCUCAGGAAAAGGUAGCAGUCCAGACCAAAAUAGAGGGUCUGGUUGUUGGUACUGUCAACCAUGAAUCUUGGGAAGAGAUCACCAAAGAUCACCAAGAGCCGACAAUGGACACCAACUCUCCGGAACAGCAUGCUCAAGAACCCCCUGGUAUAGACAUAAGUCAAGAGGAUGAGACAGAGAUACUAGAGGCAGCUAUCAAGAUCCAAGCUGCUUUCAAGGGCUACAAGGCUCGGAAGGAGAUGCGGCCUGUUUUCAAGGCAGUGUUCAAGACCCAGAAUGUGGAGCUGAGUGAUACAUUUUGUUUGGAGUGUGUCGUUGAGGGGAAACCCAGCAUAGUACGGUGGCUGAAGGACGGUGUUGAGAUAAAGCCUGGGAAGCGUCACAAGAUCAGCCAUCAUGAAGAUGGUAUGUGCUUGCUGGUUAUAGCUAAUGCAGGUUUCAAAGAUGCAGGGAUCUACACUUGUGAAGUUGCCAACCAGUUUGGUACUAUCAGUUACAAUGGGAACGUGACAGUCAGUCAUCCGAAGAAACCUAUAAGUGAAACGGCACAGCCAUCAGCAACAGAACCGGCUCCUGGAAGAGAAGUUGGGCAGAUCUCUAAUACGGAAGAGGACUCACUGAGGCUCAUCUACAAUCUCUCUACAGAUGACACCUACAGAAAAAUUCAGGAGAAAAGGAAAAGUCUCAUUUCAGUUAGUUCUGGGUCCUGUCCUUCAGAUUAUGACCCUGCCCCUGAUGUGGAUACAGGUGACCUAUGCAGAGACAAAGUAGUGGAAAAGACAAAACCCAAAAUGCAGCUGUCUAACAGUUCAGAAGAGGAAAACGCUAUCAGCCCCCAACCACAAACAAUCACUGGACAGUUCAAAGUAAAAGAGGGAAAGCCAGUAAGCAAAACUCCAUCUCCUAAAUACCCUCAUAACCUCAAGACCUCAUCCAAUGUAGAGUCCGUCUCAGAGUCAGACGAGGAUGAUGAAAGAGAAGAGACAUUUGAUAUCUACGUGGCCAAAGUGGACUGUCACCCCAUCGGAGGCAAUAAAGAGAACUUUAUUCUUAAGGAAGGCCAGUUUGUGGAGAUCCUCGAUUCUGUGCACCCUGUGAAGUGGCUUGUCCGUACUAAGCCAAGCAAAAGCACUCCGUCCAGACAGGGAUGGUUGUCUCCAGCAUACCUUGAGAAAAAGACAAAGGAACUACUUUCUCUGGUGCAAGAAACAGAGACAAAAGACAUUUCCGGAAAAAGAAGAAAAACACCCUCUAAAGAUGAAUAUAGAGAGACAUCAAGUCAGUUGAUCAAAGGUCUGCUGGAUGGUGAAAUCGAGUUCGUGAGAGAAAUGAAUUUCUUUGUGGAGCACCAUUUACAGCACGUAGAGACAAACCACAAGGUUCCGCUCACUAUACUUAGCCAGAAAGAGUACAUAUUCCGCAACAUAAAGGACAUCGCAAGCUUCCAUGAAUGUUGUAUUUUACCGAAGCUAAGCCAGUGCACCACAGAUGAUGACGUGGCUCAGUGUUUUAUAAAUUACGCCCCAGACUUUGAAAUGUAUCUUCAGUACAUUAUAGGCCAGACUCUAGCCGAGGCCUGCAUCUCAGACAAAAACACACAGCACUUCUUUAAGCAAUAUGUCAACACUGCUUUUGCACCUCUGGAUACUCGAGUCUUUAGCGUCAGCACGUAUUUGGAGAGACCUCUGGAGAGGCUUCAGACGUACAAAACCCUGUUCAAGGAGUUGAUCUGGAACAAAGCGAAGAGUGGUCAAAGCUGUUGCCUAAUCGAAGACGCCUUUUCCAUGGUGUCCAGCUUGCCUUGGCGUGCAGAGAACAUGCAGCAUGUGUCCCUGAUUGAGAACUAUCCAGCACCUCUCAAAGGGCUCGGAGAACCAAUCCGACAGGGUUCCUUCAUUGUAUGGGAGGAAGCACCCGGGACUAAAAUUUCACUCAGGGGUCAUCAUCGUCACGUCUUCCUGUUCAAGGACUGUAUCGUCUUCUGCAAAACCAAAAGAGACCUGAGCACCCAGUCCGUAUUCUAUGUCUUCAGGAACAAGAUGAAGCUGAGCGACGUCGAUUUGAAGGAUACGGUAGAAGGAGAUGACCGGUCCUGGGGUAUCUGGCAUGAGCAUCGAGGUACAAUCCGAAAAGUCACUCUUCAAGCUCAUUCCGUGCUCACCCGCUUGUCCUGGCUCAAAGACCUUCGAGAUUUGCAACAGCGCAGCAAACUUCCAGCAUGGAGCGCGCCAUGCUUCGAGCGGAUUCUUACCGAUUCUCUAGUUAAACUCGGACAGACCAUGAAACUCACUUGCAAUGUCACGGGAAUCCCAAAACCUCUUGUUACUUGGUACAAAGACGGCAUUGCUCUGAAGGCUGGCCAGCAUCACAUUAUCUCCGAGGGAAACUCUGGCGCUUGCUAUUUGGUUCUGACUUCUGUGUCCGUGGAAGAUUCGGGUCAGUACAUGUGUUACGCAGCGAACCCCAUGGGGAACGCUAGCACCCUGGCCAAGAUCGUUGUUGAUGUGCCUCCUAGUUUCACAACCAGACUUCAGAACACGCCGCUGGUGAAAGGGAAGGACGUGAAGUUGCAGUGUUCAACAGGAUGUAUUCCUGUACCCACUGUCAGGUGGUUUAAGGAUGGCACACAGCUGGAGAAAAGCAAGAAAUAUGAGAUUGACAGUGAUACACAGACUGGAGUCCUGUUACUGGUUAUAAAGAAGGCAGAAGAGACAGACGUGGGGCAAUAUGAGUGUGAGAUAAUGAAUCAGAUGGGCAGUGCUAAGUGCAAGGCGCAGUUGUACUCCACACCACACCCUGCGACAGACAGCGCCAAAGACCAACCACAAGUCACCUCAGCUCCAGGUAUGAGGGUCCACAUAAGACAAGGUAAAACAAGUAUAUCCAACCGGAAACUACUGCUUACGGCAAUGACAUGGUCUCAUGGGUUUGACAGAGCACAUACCAGUUCCACCACCAGUCCUUCCAUCCCUUUGUUUCCCCCAGAUCAUCUGAUAUGUCUAACACCUGACAUGAGUCCUGUAGUCAGCAGACCAGCAGAUUCAGAAGGCUGGUCCAGUGCUUUGUUGAAGAACCUUUUCCAGAUGCUCUUUCAAUCUGGACCUUCUAACCAAUCUGCACUUAGUACCAGCGAGGCUCAAGCUACACAAGACGCAGACGAGGAACAAUUGGACAUACCAGAGGAAGAGCAUGAGGAGACACGUGUGUCAAGAGCAGAAGAUGACAGGUGCACAGAUCCUCCAGUGGUGCAGGUGGACAUGGAGGAUCUGUGUGUACGGCCUGGACAACCUGCAACCUUUUCUGUGGUUAUUACCGGGCAGCCAAUCCCAGAGAUCAGGUGGUUCAAGGACGGCAUCGAGCUCGUCUCCGGUGAACACACGGAAGUGAAGCAGAGUGGCGCUCGUGUCUCUCUCACUCUACUGAGCGUCCACAUUUCCGAUUGCGGCACUUACUCUUGUACAGCCAGGAACAGCUCAGGCCACGCUUCCUGCCACGCCCACCUCACCAUGGAUACAGGUCUGGAGGAGUUCGAGGAGGAGGAGGAGGAGGAGGAAGAGGAGGACAGAGGCUUGUUGGUGGGCAGAAGGAGGAAACUCCAUGCCGUUUAUGACGUCCAUGAGGAGAUUGGCAGAGGCACGUUUGGGGUGGUGAAGCGAGUGGCACACAGGGUGAGCUCAGAGGUUUUCGCUGCUAAGUUCAUCCCGCUGAAGAGGAGCACUCGCACCCGAGCCUUCCAGGAGAGAGAUCUGCUGUCCCGGCUCGCGCACUGCAGGGUGGCCUGCCUGCUCGACUUCUUCAGCACACGGCGUACACUCGUCCUCAUCACCGAGAUCUGCUCAUCUCAGGGAUUACUGGAGCGCUUGUUAUUAAAAGGAUCAGUCAGUGAAAGAAAGGUCCGGCUUUACGUUCAGCAGAUUCUGGAAGGGGUUGGAUAUAUUCACAGCAUGAACAUCUUGCAUCUCGAUAUUAAAACAGACAACAUCCUGAUGGUUUCGCCGGAUGGAGAGGACUUAAAAAUCUGCGACUUUGGCUUUUGUCAGGAGAUCGACCCUUCCAGGCAUCAGUACAGUGUCUUUGGGACUCCUGAAUUCGUGGCACCGGAAAUCGUCCACCAGGAACCGGUGACCACGGCAACUGAUAUCUGGUCUGUUGGUGUCGUUGCUUAUCUAUGUCUGACGGGACACUGCCCCUUUUUUGGGGAAAAUGACCGUGCCACACUGCUGAAGGUGGCCGAAGGGCUCGUGUACUGGGACAUGCCAGAGAUCACCAGCUUGAGCAAACGAGCCCAGGAUUUCCUCCACAGAGUUUUACAGCCAGACUCGGAGUUGAGACCAUCAGCGUUGGAAUGCCUGAAUUACGAGUGGUUUCAGGGUCUGGCUGAAGAGGAGGAGUUUGAUACUAUUGAUACAAAGAGUUUAAGAUCCUUUAUCUCUAGAAGAAAGUGGCAGCGCUCGCUGACGUGUCUCGGUUCAGUCCUGACCCUGAGGCCGAUUCCGGAGCUGCUGGACGCUCCGCCGUGCGAGGUCUCCGUUACAACCCCGAGAGACCCUCGAAAUACCAGCAGCACCUCCGUGACCACUGGUUCCUCCUCUGAAUAUGACGAGGCUGAUGCCUGGGGCUUUUUCCAGAAGGCCAGCCAGGAGGAAGAUGAGGCCAGGGAGGAAGAUAGUAUGGAAUAUUAUCCGUAUGCCCGUCCUCCUAAAUGUUCCUCGGCUCUGAAAAGAGAUGAAGAGGAUGUAAUAAUGGGUCAAGAGCGGGCGCGGAGGGGUGCGUUGAUGAUUCCUAUAAGUGUGCAAUCCAGAGAGACACCCUCACCUUCUCCUGAGCUGGUUACCAGGGAGCGAAAAGAAAUCUGUUCAUCUUUGAAUCUUUCUAGAGAUGAUAAAGUGCCCAGUGGGACACCAAUCCCCCGUGGUAGCUUGAUCAAGAGCACCUUCUACAACAGCGAUGAGCAGCUCUCACCAAUCUCCGCCCGCCACAUGAUGCUCCGGGACAAACUCCACGCCAGGAGACAGGACAGAGUACGCAGGACACUGCGCUCCAGCCUGACUGGAAGGCUAAAUGAACCGCUUAUAGAGUAUGUAGAGGAUUCUCCAGAUGUGGAGUCUGGCCUCAGACAUAGGAGAAGUUCCACUCUUCUGUCCAAGUCUUGCUCAUUGGACAGAGGGGUGAGUCCCGUCUAUCCAAACUCCCGCACCCAAAGGAGGAGCAGGUCACUGGAUGAAUCCACGAGAAUCUCGGCAGCUUCUACGGCGCACAGGACACUGGGAGAUAAUGAGAAAGAUCUAGAGUUCGACCAUAAUAAUGAGUUCACAGAUGAGGAAGAAGAUGAAGCCUCAGAGAUUCCUGUAAAUAGGAUAUCACAAAUUCCAUCACAGUCUCACAAGACUACCAUGGAGGAGCUGCCAGUAAUCAUGGGGUCUCAUGUAGAUGACAGCCAAUCACACCCUGGAGAGGAGGAGGAGCAAGCAGCGAUGGGGGGAGAAGAAAAUUUAGCAGGUUCACAGCUGUCUCUUGCAGAGUCUUACGACUUUGAACACGACUCAGAUGCUUCCGGAAGAACCAGCACCUACAUUGGACAGUCUUCCAGCCACCUCCCAAUUUCACGGAGACACCAUAGAGCAUACGAUGAAUCAGAGGAGCACUUGCUUGCGCCGUCAUCCGGAAAGACAUCAGAGCUCUCUCUCUCACAGGACUCUGAGGAUGAGGACAUGGAGAGAGUUCUGAGGAACCUUCGUCAAGCACCACUACAACAGCACACACUCAGCACAACAAAGAGCAAGAACAACAUCGCAUUGAGGCGAAGUUCCUCCGCAGUUCCCAUGCGCCCAGCAUCGGCGACCCCGGUGAACCGAGAGGUGCUUCAGAGGCACUCAUCAGCCCCAGCUCUGGAGCUCAAACCCCCAAGUGGCAAGUCUGGCAAAUCUGGACUCAUGAAGAUCUUCCGCAGGAAGUCCUGGACUCCAGGACCCUCCAGCUCCCAGACACAGGGAUCUGAGAAGAAGGGCGAAGAUGGCUCAAGUGCACAGCAGAAGACCCCUCUCUUGACUUUGAGGAAGAAGAUGAGGGCUUCGGCAUCCAGCAUCUCGAAGCUGUUCACCAAGCAGUCCAGUAAAGAGGGCAAGGAGGAGAAAUGGGGUCCGAUCGUGAAGAAUCCUGUUCCACCAGAGAAAACAACUGUCACUUCAGACUUUUUUCCAUCAGCUCCCUUCUCGGAAAGCCUUCAGAAAAAGCCAAAGCUCUUCUCUUUCAAAGUGCCAACGUUCAAAAAGAUCAAAGGAAUUCCAGCCAGGCCAUUCAAACCAGAUGUGAUCCAGCUCGCCAGUGGUGGAGCUCUGGUUUUCUGGAAGCCAGUGCGGUGCAGUGAUCCUGUCACAUACUGCAUACAGUAUAGCCUCAAUGGUGACGAGUGGAAAAUUUUGUCGGAUAAUGUUACAGAUAGUUGCUACAUCGCUAAUGCGCUACCUAGAGGACCUGGCUAUGUGUUCCGUGUGGCCUGCAUCAACAAAACAGGCCCAGGGCCUUUCAGUGAUCCUUCACCACCUGCUUUUAUGACCAUGCCAUAUGAAGACUCUCACAUUCCUCUGAUCUUGACGCAAUCAACCGGGUCCAAGAUCACUGUGCCAGGAGGGCUUGUCUCAGAGAGGUCCUACAGCUUCCUGUCUGAGAUCAACAGGGGCCGUUUCAGUGUGGUGACACGGUGUGAGGACAGCGGGAGCUCGCAGCCUCUGGCGGCCAAGCUGACUCCGUACGGGCCUGAGCAGAGGCAGCUAGUGCUGAGGGAGUACCAGGUGCUGCGCAGGCUGUGCCACCCAAAUGUCGUCCAGCUCCAUGCAGCCAUCCUCACGCCCUCCUGCCUUGCGCUCAUUGAGGAACUCUGCUCCGGACGAGAACUCCUCUACAACCUGGCCGAGAGGGACGUGUAUUCGGAGCUGCACGUGUGUGACCUGUUGAGGCAGCUCCUGACCGGUGUGGAUUACCUGCAUGGACGCCGCAUCGUCCACCUCGACCUCCGCUCCGAUAACGUGCUGGUGACUGAGCGCAACGUGUUGAAGAUCGUGGACCUGGGCUCAGCUCAAGCCUUCACUCCAGGCCACGCCCUUAACGUCGAGCACAUCAAAGAGAUGACAGAGAGCAAAGUUUACAUUGUCCUUCCUAAAGCUCCUGAGAUCUUGCAAGGUCACGGCGUCGGACCUGCCACGGAUAUCUGGGCUCUCGGUGUUCUGGCAUUUAUCAUGCUGAGUGCUGACAGUCCGUUCCACUCAGAUCUCCACUGGGAGAGAGAUUGCAACGUCAGGAAGGGUAAGAUCCAGUUCGGCCGCUGCUAUCCCGGCCUUUCUGAGGGAGCCAUCAACUUCCUGCGGAGCACGCUGAACAGCAAGGCCUGGGGAAGGCCGUCGGCUGCAGAGUGUCUCCAGAACCCGUGGUUACAAGGAGAACGAGGAGAACCGUCCAAGCACGCAGCCUCGAUGUUCUGCUUCUCCACCGACAAACUUCAGGCCUUCCUGAAAGAGCGUGAGGCGAAACGUGACCGCGCUCGCACCAGAGUCACACAGCCACUCGGUUAAAGUUAAAAACAGGAAAACACACCACAGAGUUCCUGAUCGCUAGGAGAAUAGAAAAACAGCUUGACUAGAAGACACAUAUUUUUGAUUUAGUGCAGGUUCUGUGACUUCAGCACAGGAUUUACAUCUUUUUUUUUUUUUUCAUCUUUGCAUAAGACUAAAUUUGUUGUUUGCUUAUUUAUAAUGAUUAUUGAAGUGAAAUUAUAACGAUAAACAAAUCAACAGUUCUCAUGGUGUGCAGAAAUCCCGAAAUUAUUAGCAAAAAAAAUCUCCAUUCGUAGCAUUGGAGCAUGAAUAGCAUUUCACGAAUAGCACUGUUACUUCAUUAUAUCUAUAAUGCUUCAGUGACAGUUAAGCACAUUUGUUAGCAUGUUUGUUUUUUUUUGGAAAGUUUAAAAUAAACCUUAUCAGCAUUUUAUUUCAUCAUAAUAUGAUUCAUAAUAAUCAUAGUAUCAGAAUAUUAUUCUGAACACGAUUGCAUGUAAUGUUUAACGAAUGAACGUUAUGGGGAAUUCAAAAUGGCGGCUACAUUCAUGCAAACGAUCAUGUAGACUGAUUUACUCUUCUUUUGUAAACAGACAAAAAUGUAGGAGGGUGUAAAAGGGGGUGUAUUACAUCUUAUCGUACACCACAGUGAGAAAUAUAGACCCAGAUCGCAUACACAUGACUGUAAUCUACGUCUCAUCGAUGUUGUGUGCAGCUCGUUUGCUAAUUAUGAAGAUGUCAUCACAUCAUCACAAUAGAGUUUUUAAUCCUCUGGGUUUUUUUCUUCUUUUUUUUUUAGUAUGACGUGUGAUAGGUUUAAACCUGGAAGUAUUUAAGACAUCACGCCUCCUGCUUAAGAUUUAUGAAAUAUUUUUAAACAUGGAUAAUUCUUGUUUACACCCCUAAACUGGAGAAUAGAGUGAUUUUGUUGUGCUCAUUAAAGAGAUAUUCAGUGUGAUGCAGAAAACAAAAACAAGACCUGGACGUAAUUACGAUUGCAGUAAAUGUGUCUUAAAUUUGAUCGGUUAUUGUGUGAAUGUGACUGCAUUGUUCAUGUCAGAUUUUGUGAAAAAAUCUAAUUAGGCAACUUUGCAUGAUUUUUAACUGCUCUUUCGUCUGUAACGUGACACGAUGUCACGCAUGACAUUUUGCGUUAGUUUUAAAACUUCCAAGUGGUUGAAUUAUUUAAUGUUUAUUCAUUACUUCAUUGGAAUGUUGUGUGAUUUUUCAGAUUUGACAAACAUGCAUGCAGGUUGGUUCAUCUGAUUGUAACUAAAUAAAGAAAUAAAGGUUAUAGUCUGUCUGAAAUCAUCGUCAAGGGUUUUUGUUUGUUCCUUUGUUUGUCUGAUGAUGUUAGAACGAAAGUUCAUGAAGCAUGAAUGUAGUCGAUGACUUAAGAUGAUGUUCUGCGUCCAAUAUUUGCUUCUUUAGUGUGGUACUGGAGGUACGACUCCUAAGGCUAAUCAAGGCAGUAGCUAACAAGUAACAUGGCCUCCAGUUUAGCAUUUAGCAAACUGAGCGGUGGAGUUUGUGGACGUGUUCAGUGUCUCAGACAGAUUUGCUGAAAACUGUGUUAAUAAGAAAGUGUUGAAGGUGUGAUGAUUUAGACCAGCACUUUGCUUCAUGCUAACGUGGUAGCUAUAUUUUCUUUGUAGCUGCAUAUAAUAAACCAUAGACACACACACACAUUAGUGAAAUUUAUCCAACCAACAAGCAAACAUAAGACACUAAACACAUUCUGAUUACAAAUAAACU
Ictalurus furcatus (blue catfish) is the source of this 21584-nucleotide messenger RNA. It is a transcript of the gene obscna, whose product is annotated as obscurin, cytoskeletal calmodulin and titin-interacting RhoGEF a. Gene Ontology annotation, biological process: protein phosphorylation. Gene Ontology annotation, molecular function: guanyl-nucleotide exchange factor activity; protein binding; protein kinase activity. The record is from RefSeq and is a predicted model, not a curated record. Lineage: Eukaryota; Metazoa; Chordata; Actinopteri; Siluriformes; Ictaluridae. The transcript has 84 exons. Bases 63 to 19847 code for a protein of 6594 amino acids.